This is a messenger RNA of Ambispora gerdemannii, 393 nucleotides long. Lineage: Eukaryota; Fungi; Glomeromycota; Glomeromycetes; Archaeosporales; Ambisporaceae. The record is from the annotation of a GenBank genome assembly.
AUGACAAAAAAGAAAUACGGAUUUGGCAGUUUUGUCGGAGACUUCUUUGGGGCUAUUUUAGCCGUUCCUACUUAUGGAGCCAGUUUAGUCAUGAGUCCCACGGCUCGGGGUCUAGCAGGAAACAUAAUUGGCUCUGCCAAUCGUGCUGAAAUAGAACGCUUACGCAAAGAACGAGAGGAAAAUGAUAAAAAAGUUAAACACAAUAACGAUGAGAUUGAACGAUUGAGAGCAAUUAUCAAUAACCCUUAUAGCACAGAUGAAGAAAAAAAGAAUGCCAAAAGAAGAAUAGCCAUCUUAGAAGAUGAAAUCAAACAGUUGAAAGAUAGAAGCAAAAAGAUUGAUAACGACAUUGAAGAUAAAAGCAAAACUCCAUCAGCACCAGGCAAACCUUGA